This is a messenger RNA of Morus notabilis, 1566 nucleotides long. Its product is annotated as KH domain-containing protein At1g09660/At1g09670. The coding region runs from base 176 to 1072 and encodes 298 amino acids. Gene Ontology annotation, biological process: regulation of mRNA splicing, via spliceosome. Gene Ontology annotation, cellular component: nucleus. Gene Ontology annotation, molecular function: mRNA binding. The transcript is spliced from 8 exons. Lineage: Eukaryota; Viridiplantae; Streptophyta; Magnoliopsida; Rosales; Moraceae. The record is from RefSeq and is a predicted model, not a curated record.
UUUCAUUGAGUAGAGACUCGAGACUAGAGAGAGAGAGAGUAGUAGGGCUUUUUAUUUAGUCUCUUCUCUUUCUCUCCAGUCUCUCUCUCUCUCACUCGCAGCAGCACACCCACAACCCAACUCGAUUCAAUCUCUCUCUUCUAUCUCUAAGUUUGAGUUUUGUUUAAGUGUUUGGAUGAUGGGGGACAGAAUCCCGCCGGGGAGUUACUUUCAAUUCCCGCCUCCUCCUGCUCCGGGAGUCAUUGCUUCUCCCCACAGGUCUUCUUCUCUUCCUGUGGAUCGAGAAAGAUAUCUGACUGAAUUGCUGGCGGAGAGGCAAAAGUUGGGGCCAUUCAUGCAAGUUUUACCCCACUGUACCAAACUACUUUAUCAAGAAAUCAGAAGAACAUCGAGCUUCAAUCAAACUUUUGUAGACCAUGAAAGACUUGAGCAUGACAGUCCAUAUCGAUCAUUAGGUCAAGUUCCAAACGGCAGACCAAUGGAUUUGGAGGGAUGGCCUGCAAUGCAAAUAGAGGAGAAUGGACAUAUCAGCAGAAUGGCGCCAUUCCAGUCUCCUUCUCCAAUGGGAUGGCCCGCAGUGCAAGGAAUCCCAACCACUCCUAAUGUAAAGAAGGUUAUUAGGCUUGAUAUUCCAGUGGACAAAUAUCCAAGUUACAACUUUGUUGGCCGAAUUUUGGGACCGCGUGGAAACUCCCUGAAAAGAGUUGAGGCUAUGACGGAAUGCAGGGUGUACAUAAGAGGCCGGGGCUCUGUGAAGGAUGCUGUAAAGGAAGAGAAACUAAAAGAUAAACCCGGAUAUGAACACCUUAAUGAGCCAUUGCAUGUAUUGGUAGAGGCUGAAUUUCCUGAAGAUGUGGUAAAUGCGCGCUUGGAUCAUGCGGUGGCAAUACUAGAGAACCUCUUGAAGCCUGUGGAUGAGUCCUUCGAUCACUACAAAAAGCAGCAAUUAAGAGAAUUGGCCAUGCUGAAUGGUACACUGAGGGAAGAAAGUCCGAGCAUGAGCCCCAGCAUGAGCCCCAGCAUGUCUCCCUUCAACGCUACAGGAAUGAAACGAGCCAAGACGGGGAGAUGACCCCCACAUCACUGAUGAACCAGAAUUUGUUUAACCGGUGACUUAGCAGCGUAUAAUUAAUUUUUGGACCUUAUAGCAUCUUUCUUAUAAGUAUCAUCCACCGAACCCCCGGAAGUUUGUAUUCAAGCUGCCAACAGAUCAACUCCUAAGUAAAUUCUUGGGCUCUGAUUGUUUGGCAUGUCUUGCAAGCUUACUCCUGCCACAUAGAUUUUGGUUUGGCGUCCACAGUUCUAUUCUUUAAAUGUACCAUUCAUUUAAGAGUCGAACACAUGAUGAUUAAUAUUAUAUUCAUUAGUUAUUUGUAACUUGUAGCCAGUCAGUUGACUUAGACUAAUCUAUGUUUCUGGCAGCUGCUGAGUUGUACACAGAGUUUUGGCUUACUUUGGCAAAUUCUUUGCUUACCUAGUUUGUUAUUUGUUACUGGAACUCUACAUGCAUAUGCUUGUAUAUGCGUGGUCUCAAACUGCAAGAUAAAUAAGUUUUGUUUUGUAUUA